UUGACCUCGUCUACCAGCACCCAAAGUCUGAGGCGAAGGGAGGCAUUGGCUUGACACUAGCGUCCGCAAGAGAUGGGAAUGCAGGCGGAUGCGGCGGAGAUGACCGGGCCCCUCCUUGCCGGCGCGCCGUCGGCGGUGGAGGCGGUGCCGCCGUGGCGGGAGCAGCUGACGGUGCGGGGUGUAGUGGUGAGCGCCAUCCUGGGGGUGCUCUUCUGCCUCAUCACGCACAAGCUCAACCUCACGGUGGGGAUCAUUCCUUCGCUCAAUGUCGCCGCGGGCCUGCUCGCCUACUUCCUCGUGCGGACCUGGACCGCGGCGCUGGGCAUGUUCGGCGUCGUCUCCAAGCCCUUCACCAAGCAGGAGAACACCGUCAUCCAGACCUGCGUCGUCGCCUGCUACGGCCUCGCCACCAGCGGAGGAUUCGGAUCGUACAUGCUUGCAAUGGAUCAAAAAACUUAUGAGCUUAUCGGGACUGAUUAUCCUGGUAACAGGGCAGUGGAUGUCAAGAAUCCCUCGCUGAGUUGGAUGAUCGGGUUUAUGUUUGUAGUUAGCUUCAUUGGUAUUUUUAGUCUCGUUGCCCUGCGCAAGGUGAUGGUGAUAAACUAUAAGCUAACCUAUCCCAGAGGAACUGCCACCGCUAUGUUCAUAAACAGUGUCCACGCUGCUACCGGAGAUGAGUUAGUAGAAAAACAAGUUAGUUGUCUCGGAAAGUACUUAAGCAUAAGUUUCCUUUGGAACUGCUUUAAAUGGUUCUUCAGUGGUGUCGGGGAUUCUUGUGGCUUCGACAACUUCCCUUCUCUGGGCCUUGCAGCGUUUAAGAACACGUUUUAUUUUGACUUCAGUCCAACCUAUAUUGGAUGUGGUCUUAUAUGUCCACAUAUAGUUAAUUGCUCUGCACUUCUUGGAGCCAUCAUAUCCUGGGGUUUUCUUUGGCCAUAUAUAUCGACAAAAGCGGGGGAGUGGUACCCAGCUAACCUUGGAAGCAACAACUUCAAAGGACUCUAUGGGUACAAGGUUUUCAUAUCGGUAUCCUUGAUACUUGGUGAUGGUACUUUUAACCUCAUCAAAAUCAUUUAUGCCACUAUCAAGGAAAUAAUGAAUGCACGUUCAAAGCAAGGAAGACUUCCCCUUGUUUGGGUUCAUGAUGAUGAUAAGGAUUCCAAAUUAUCAGUCGAGGAAAAGCUUCUAAAUGAGGUGUUUCUAAAAGACAGUAUCCCUCCCUGGUUGGCAGGAUCUGGUUAUGUGGGCCUUGCAGCAAUUUCAACUACAACAGUACCAAUGAUAUUCCCACAACUCAAGUGGUACCUUGUCCUCUUUGCCUAUGUUGUUGCUCCUCUACUUGCCUUCUGCAACUCAUACGGAACUGGACUAACAGAUUGGAACCUUGCAUUCACAUAUGGAAAGAUUGGCCUUUUCAUUUUUGCCUCAUGGGUUGGCCAACAUGGUGGUGUGAUCGCCGGCUUAGCAGCUUGUGGUGUUAUGAUGUCCAUCGUAUCCACAGCUGGUGAUCUCAUGCAUGACUUCAAGACUGGGUACCUGACCCUCUCAUCACCAAGGUCCAUGUUUGUGUCACAGUUGAUUGGCACUUCCCUUGGUUGUGUCAUUGCUCCUCUAACCUUUUGGCUUUACUGGACAUCCUUCGAUAUUGGCAAUCCUGAUGGUAUGUUCAAAGCUCCAUAUGCCGCCAUCUUCCGUGAGAUGUCAAUCAUGGGUGUCGAAGGAUUCUCAGUGUUGCCACGACAUUGCCUAGCAAUAUGCUCUUUCUUCUUCUUUGGAGCCAUAGCAAUCAAGCUCAUCCGGGAUGUCACCCCAAACAGUCUCUCCAAAUUCAUCCCGCUCCCGAUGGCCAUGGCCGUUUCAUUUUACAUUGGGGCAUACUUCGCGAUUGACAUGUUUAUCGGGACUGUCAUCUUGUUUGUAUGGGAGAGGGUGAACCGUAAGGAGGCAGAGGAGUUUGCGGGUGCGGUUGCUUCUGGUUUGAUCUGCGGUGAUGGUAUCUGGAGUGUCCCGUCUGCAAUAUUGUCCAUCAUGAGGAUUGACCCACCAAUGUGCAUGUACUUCAAGCCAUCGUUUACCUAUGGCUGAAAGUAGAGGAACUUUUGUAGUUUUAUGUGAUAGUACCACAACACACUCGUGUAAAUUAGACCAUGGCAAUACAACAAUAGCUAUGUUCAUUUUGUUUGUGUCUUC
Messenger RNA from Triticum dicoccoides, 2190 nucleotides. RefSeq names its product probable metal-nicotianamine transporter YSL6. Gene Ontology annotation, cellular component: vacuolar membrane. The record is from RefSeq and is a predicted model, not a curated record. Gene Ontology annotation, molecular function: oligopeptide transmembrane transporter activity. Bases 73 to 2085 code for a protein of 670 amino acids. The transcript is spliced from 7 exons. Lineage: Eukaryota; Viridiplantae; Streptophyta; Magnoliopsida; Poales; Poaceae.